UACAGUUUGGCCUCCAAGUCAUCUUUUGACAAAAUGUUGCAGUUUAAGUAUGCACAAAGCACUUUCCUUCUUCAGACCUUCUGUCUAGGAUUUUAUUUCAUGCCUUUUUCUGAUUCUUGCCCAUGGAAUGCAGAAUUGCAGCUGUCAGUUUUCCCUCUCCAAGUCAGUUAGACAUUACAGGGCUCAUCAAAUCACACUGGUGUUCUCUCUUCCAGCUUGUAUAGUUAUGUAAUCUUUCUUCACAUUAAAAGUAUUCUAGAUCUUUGAGCAUUUAUGCUGCCCUUUUCUUUCCCUUUUUUGGGUUGGUUUUAGCAUUCUACAAUAGAGAAGCCAGAAUUACAUGCUGCACUCAGGGUGUGAAUGCACAGUACAGUAGUAUACCAUGGCACAGUUAUGUCCAUCUCUUGUUCUUACCCAUUUUUAAUUAUUUCUGACAUUAAUUUUCCUUCCCUGACCUUCACAAGACCAGAGUCAGACUUUUCACCAAACUGCUCAAGGUGACCAAGCUUCAUGGCUUCACUAAGGGCAAGUCAUGCCUGACCAAUCUGGUGGCCUUCUACAGCAAGGCUACAGAGAUGGUGGAUGGUGGCAGAGCAACUGACGUCAUCUACCUGGAUUUGUGCAAGGCAUUUGAUGCUGUCCCAUAUGACAUCCUGGUCUGCAAACUGACAAGGCAUGGAUUUGACAGAUGGACCACUUGGUGGAUAAGAGAUUGGCUUGAUGGCCAUACCCAGAGAGCUGUGGUCAAUGGCUCAAUGUCCAAAUGGAGGCAGGUGACAAGUGGUAUCCCUCAGGGGUCAGUGUUGGGACCAGUGCUGUUUAACUUCUUUAUUGGAGACAUGAACAGUGGGAUUGAGUGUAUCCUCAGCAAAUCUGAUGAUGAUACCAAACUUUGUGGUGUGUUUGACACCCUAGAUGGAAGGGACGUCAUCCAGAAGGACCUUCACAGGCUGGAAAGGUGGACUGAUGGCAACCUCAUGAAGUUCAACAAGGCCAAGUUCAGGGUCUUGCAGCUGGGUUGGCACACCCCAGGCACAAAUACAGGCUAGGGGGUGAAUGGCUGGAGAGCAGUCCUGAGAAGGACUUGGGGCUGGUAGUAGAUGAGAAGCUCAACAUGAGCCGCCAGUGUGUGCUGGAGCCCAGAGAGCCAGUUGUGUCCUGGGCUGCAUCAAAAGAAGUGUGGCCAGCAGGGUCAGGAAGGGGAUUCUGCCCCUCUGCUCUGCUCUGGUCAGACCCCACCUGGAAUACUGUGUACAGUUCUGGUGCCCUCAGCACAAGAAAGAUAUGGACCUGUUGGAGAGGGUCCAGAGAAGGGCCACCAAGAUGAUCAAAGGCCUGGAGCACCUCUGCUAUGAAGACAGGCUGAGAGAGUUGGGGCUGUUCAGCCUAGAGAAGAGGAGGCUCCGAGGAGACCUUAUAGCUGCCUUCCAUACUUGAAGGAGGCCUACAGGAAAACUGGGGAGGGGCUUUUCAUCAGAGAAGAUAGUGAUAGGACAAGGGGUAAUGGUUUUAAACUGAGAGAGGGGAGAUUUAGGUUAGAUUUUAGGAAUAAAUUCUUCACUCUUAAGGGUGGUGAGGAUCUGGAAUGGGUUGGCCAGAGAGGUUGUUGAUGCCCCAUCCCUGGAGGUUUUUAAGGCCAGGUUGGAUGAGGUUUUGUGCAGCCUGGUCUAGUGGUAGGGUUCCCUGCUCUUGGCAGGGGGGCUGGAACUUGAUGAUCUUUGAGGUCCCUUCCAACCUUAAUGAUUCUAUGAUUCUGUGACUGCAAGAUGUCUUUAUUGAGUCGUAGCUGAUUUAGGACCCCUUGCAGCUGUAUAGCCCCCUUCCACAUGCAGCAUUUUGCAUUUAUCAGGAAUGCAUCUGUCAUUUUAUUAUGUGGUCUCUAGGAAUCAUUAAAUCUUUCUUUCAUAGUCAACUUUUUUUUUUUCUUCUUCUGAAUAAUUGAAUACUCUUGGCUGUUUUUUUCAUUUUGAUAUGCAACAUCUUGUGUGAAUUAUAUAUAUGUGUAUGUUCAUGAGAACCAGCCACUCUUACUGGUGCACUCCAUUUAAGUCUUGAAAUAUUUACCUGUAAAUAAGAUUGUAAGAUUUAAGUACUUACAUAGGUAUUAAUUAGACUGAAAAACUGUAGUAUUUAUUUUAAGAUUUCUUGGUGAAGAAUCUGUCCUUACAUUUUUUGAGAUUUGAGACUGCUGUGUUGACGAGCUCACAAGUGUCUACAUGCUUACUGACUUUCAAGAGAACUUGAGAAAAUACGUUUAAGAGAACACGGCUUCUUUAUGUAGAAAUGGCACCUUAGGCUACCAAAUAUUUCCUUAUUUGAUUUCCUGGCCAUAAAUAUGCACAGAUAUGUUAUGUGGUGCAUAAUUAGAAAGCUUACAGCUUUCCAAAAAUCACCAAGCAUGUAGAACAGGUAUGCAGAAUGCUGACAGGAAGCCAGGAGCUUACUGUUCACAAAUGGCAGAGAAAGUACUGGUUUUGCUGCUUCAUUCUGCCACAAUUAAAGUUGCCAGCUUGGGUUAGGUUUACUCUAUAUGGUGGACUUGACUCCAUGUGCUUUGUGCAAGUGUUUGAUGUUACUGCUAUCUGGGGUCAUUGUUUGGUAGACUCAGUUGUGUUACUUAAAUGCUUGUAUAUUUCAGACAGGCCUUCUACUAGGACAGAUAAGGUGUGUUUAGAAAAGGUAGACAGGUAAUGCUCCUUAUGUAGAUAACUGUGGCAGCAAAGUUCAGAGAAGUGUGUUUAUGAAAAUUUCAGUAAGUUAGUGAAAGUGUGCUGUUAAUACUUUGGGAGCUACACAUCCAAAAAGCAUGUUAUUUAGUGCCAAGUGCCAAGGAAAUGAAUGAGGUGUAUCAAAAGGAAUUUUUUCUUUCUUUAUAGAGCUUUUAUAGCAUUAGGCAAAAGUUCAACAGUCAAAAACCACAUGCAAGAUCAAGAAACGGUAGAAAUGUUUAGUAUGAGAAUGUGAAAGAGGCAUUCACAUUGGAGAGACUGUGAUCAUUUAUUAUCAUCAAUAGACUAAUUUCUUAGCAUUGCAGACAAGUAAUAUUUGGUCAAGUGCCACAAGGAACAGCAAAUACCACAUCAGAGGAAUACAGAUUGCUGUUUCCUAGAAGUUUUAACAGUCUUUAUGUAACUUUUUCAGAACUUCAAAAUGCCUAAUUUCCUGACAGCUGUUCCUAUUUUCAGUAAUUGUUGGAACGUUUUUGCACGUCCAAAUAUGCAUUCAUAUAUUCUGAACUAUAUUAAAAUGCUUUAUAACUCAUUUGCCUCUUUGAAGUUGGUUUUAAGCAACCUCUAUAUUGAAGCUUUUAGGCAAUCAGCUGAAUAAUGUAGACUGUUUAUUUCCCUACCAGGUUCUAAUUAAUUUUUAGGAAGGCAACUUCUUGCUUCAGCUGUAGGAUUUUCUUCCCACUGUCAAUUCAAUGAAGUUCAGACUUUUGCCUCUACUUAAUUGCAUACAUACCAAUGCCUAGAACAGUGAAGAUUAUGAGUGGAUAGCAAACUAUUGUUGGUGGAGAGGAUCAGUACUAUAGUUCCAUGUUAUUGUUCACCACACUUGAAUCGCAACAUUGUUCUUCCUUACUUUCACAUUUCAUCUUUUUUGUACAGCUUUAAAGACAUGCACGUCUGAGAAAAAACUUCUUGAACAGUACAUUCAAACAUGUUAUACAGCAAUCUCGCUGAAUCCUUAAAAGCAAUAAGAAUCAAAAUGGAUAGUCACCAGGUCUCAAGCAGUUUUCUGUAUAGUCUGAUUCUGGUUUUCUUUGAUGUGAAGAUUGGAGACAAAGAUGUUGGCAGAAUUGUAAUAGGAUUGUUUGGAAAAGUUGUCCCAAAGACUGUGGAGAACUUCAUUGCACUGGCAACUGGAGAAAGAGGUUAUGGAUACAAAGGAAGUAAAUUUCACCGUGUGAUCAAAGACUUCAUGAUUCAAGGAGGAGACUUUACAGCUGGAGAUGGAUCAGGAGGAAGAAGUAUCUAUGGAGAAAGGUUUCCGGAUGAGAACUUCAAGCUCAAACACUAUGGAAUUGGAUGGGUUAGCAUGGCUAAUUCAGGCCCAGAUACCAAUGGAUCCCAGUUUUUCAUCAGUGUGACAAAGCCUUCCUGGUUAGAUGGAAAACAUGUAGUAUUUGGCAAAGUGCUUGAUGGAAUGUCGGUGGUACACACAAUAGAACUCCAGGAGACAGAUGAACACGACCGGCCCCUUCAAGACUGUGUGAUUGUGAACAGUGGCAAAACAGCUGUAAAAGAACCAUUUGUAGUGGAAGUAAAUGGCUGGUGAGACCAACAAUCAAAAUGGAAAUUAAAACCCUAUCACUUCUCUUUUAAGGCCUGUUUUUGACCAAUCUCAACUGUCCAUUGAGUUUCCUCUUCAAAAGAUGAGGCUGUUUAGACAGUAAUUACAAUUUUCCAAAUAUGUAAAAGAUAAUAGCAUUUCUGUAACAGCUUGAUGGAGCUGUCACUCCUUGAAAUUCAAGACAUAUCCCACUGAAUCCUAGAUCUUGCAGAAAAAGUGUUUAAUUAAAAAUUGUAUAAGUACUUCUGUUUGUUUGAAAUACAGUAAUUUUAUUAUCUUUUUAAAUUUUUGCAGUAUUUGUUUCUGCCUUUUGAACUGCAAAGUUAUUUUCUGUAACAGUAUCAGCACUUUUAAAAAUGAAAAAAAAAAUUACAGAAGUGUUUUCAAUAAAUAUACUUUGAUUUAAAAAAAAACUCUUCAUAAAGUAUUUAUUUCCCCCCCCAAAGGCUUUUUUUCUCAGCUCAGUUGAUUCUGCAAAAUAUGCAGGGGGUGCUGCUGCUUUCCAGGAAAUGAGGUUGUAAGGUUAGAGCAGGGAUGGUAAAUUUCUCUAAUGUUAGCAUAUCAUAUAAAGUCCCUGCUGUCUUUCAAAAAACCACGGUAUUAAGAUACAAGCCUCUAAUCAGGAACGAGCAGCUCUGUCUGUUGUUAAAUUAAGAUCAUCAGUUAGAAACUGAUUAAAACAGAGUUCUUGUUUUACAGCACAGUGAAUUUUGUGUAACUUGGCUAAUGUUAUUUAUGAUAAAGCUCAAAAGCUUUUUCUUCAGUUUUGCUGUAUGUCAGAGAUGCAACUUUAGGUUCAUUAUUUUUGUUACGCUUCUUAAAUAACUUCAGCUGACAACUGCACUGGUAGCUAUUAAACAAGAUCAGCAUAAGGUACCACAUAGAGGCUGCUGUGUGUGUUAUGUUCCAUAAUGAGUUACAUAGUAUGCCACAGAAAAUAUGUGGAUUUUUUUGUCUUGAAUUUCAAGUGUUUUAGGACUCAAGACAGAAGAGCCAGUGCCAAGAUCUGAUGAAGGAUUCAUCCACCUGCAUGGUGGGCAGCACACUGCUUGACUUUGUAGCGACUUGUUUCCUGGAGGACAUCCUGUAGCCCACUGGAGGUAUCCAGGCUCUGACUGGUGCAGGGGGAGAGAGGGUAUGAGCACAGAGCUUGUAGGUACCGAUUGGCACCCCCUUUGCAAGGAAACAGGAAAAGGCUGUGGGCAGGGAUUCUCCUGACACAUCAUCUGUAGUUAAGGGCUGCUUCUGCUGCUUCACCAUCCCAGUCUUGGGGCCUCUCCUGAGGGCAAGUACUAACACUUUUUUUCAGACCUGUCCUCUUUCAAACAGAGCUGCAGGAGAAUUGUCAAAGACCUCUACAUUUGCCUAGUACUAGGCAAUCAGACUUUCACUUUACCCGUGUUCAUUUUUCUUUCUACUAACUGUUUAAAGUGAAAUUCUCUGAAAAGCAGCACUGAAAAGCAGUGUUGGGAAUUAAGAGUGAGAAAGCUUCAGAAUCUCUCUUACAAAUAACUUUCCCCUAGUAGCUGAAAGCUUUCCUGGAGGCUGAUCUGUAGAGUUCUGCUUCCUGAAUAAGUGCUGCAGUCACCAGCCUACCUUUUAUACAAGUGCUGGCUCUCACCAUCCCCAAGCAGCUUUAAAACAUAUUAAGUGGUCAGCAGGAGGGAACCUGUGUGUCUCCAGGAUCAGGCUUUCCUGUCUAGCUUGGCCAUUAUGCCCUUCCUCUGAUGAACCAAAUGACUUACUGGCUGUUCAAUUACACUGAUUUUCAUGCCUGCCCCCCCAGACAUACGCUUCAGUAAGCCUAGCAUGUUCAGGUAGUGUGGUGCUGAGAUCAACCGCCCAGGUAUUUUUCCAUGCUUUAUGUGGAGAUACCUGAGAGACUCACUUCUGAUGACAUAAGCUCGGAAAAAUGUUGUUUGAAUAGAAACGCACAUAAAGAACACCGAAGCAGUACGUUCAUGUUCUAGUAAUUUAUUUCACAAUGUCCAAUAGCAGACAUACAAAUUUCCAGUUAAUUCUGAACAAAUAUAUAUAUUAGUGUGUGUAUAUAUAUCUAUUAGUUUUAGCAUUAUCGUUUUUCUAAUUACUCAUAUUCUUGCUUCAGCUUAGCACAGAAUUGUACACUCUGUGACUUAUAAAAUGUUAAGAUAUGGAAUACAGUCUGCAAGUUGAUGUAAAAACACAUGAGACAUCACAACUGAAUGGAAAUGUGUAAAUGCCAUGUAAAAACUCCUAGUAGAUAAAAUAAUUUCAACUGAAAUCUGGAAAAUUUCCUGAGAGAGAGUUACAUACUUCAGAACGUGGAAGCAUGUUUUCCAAUAGAAACUCUUCAUACACCUGCACUGGCUCGUUUCCAACCUGAUAUUAAGGAGCAGAUUUUUUCUUGCUUUGUUUUUUUCUUGAUUUUUUUGCAGUUUUUCACACUCUCUUCAGUGCCAGCACUUUUAAUCCUUCCACUGCCAGCAAUGGAUAAUGUGCUGGGAAAAAACACUGGUGCAAAAAGGUUUAGUGUAAUUUAUGAUAGAAAUUACUGAAGUAAUUAGUAAAGCUUUCAAUUCUUUUCAAAGGUUAGUGUAAUUCAGUGUAUGACUUUCAGCUUUUAGUGUUAAAUAGUUAAGAGCAUGUCAAUAUACAGAAGGUAUAAAUAACUUCAAUACUGUUGUUUCCAUAUCUUUUUUUUUUUUUAAAGCAGCAAUUGUAGUGACAUUGAUUUCAUUAAAAAAGAUAAAAUGCUUGAACUUAAA
Messenger RNA from Apus apus (common swift), 7040 nucleotides. RefSeq names its product peptidylprolyl isomerase C (gene PPIC). The transcript has 5 exons. Gene Ontology annotation, biological process: protein peptidyl-prolyl isomerization; protein folding. The record is from RefSeq and is a predicted model, not a curated record. Bases 3661 to 4278 code for a protein of 205 amino acids. Gene Ontology annotation, cellular component: intracellular membrane-bounded organelle. Gene Ontology annotation, molecular function: peptidyl-prolyl cis-trans isomerase activity. Lineage: Eukaryota; Metazoa; Chordata; Aves; Apodiformes; Apodidae.